AUGUCCACAUUCGAAACCACAGGAACUCUCACCAAUUUAGGAUUCAUAGCAAGUUUUCUUACAAACUGCUUCCUGAACUACAUUACUAUUUUUCACAUUAAACAUAUUAAUGGUACCUAUAAACUCAUGAUCUUAAACUUUUCAACAAUUAGAAUAGUUUUCUCUGGUUUGGAAGUCGUAGCAAGACCAUUUGCUCAUAAUUACAAUAAUUCAGUAUUCUUCUUCAGUCCCGGCACUUUAAGAAUUUCUCCAAGUAUCUUACAACUGUUGAUUGCGUCCUGGGCUGGUUGUUACUUGAUCAUUGUUUCAUUCAUUGCUGUUCAGUUUGUAUAUCGCUACCUUUUCCUAUCUGGCAACAAAAAAGCAGAUUGUUUUGAUGGGUUUGGAGCUACUUUCCUUAUUUCUAUGAUUUGGAUUUGGAUUUUAUCCUACUUGGUGAUUAUUGGUUUCUUAGCAAUGCAAUUCUUCUAUAGAUAUCUUUAUUUUUGUACAGUAAAUAGACACCUAAUGUUCGAGGGAAGAGGAACAAUUGCGUGGAUGUUGUACCCAAUAAUUCCUGGAAUGGUUUAUGUCCCAUUUUUAUGGUUAUUCUGCCGGCCUGAUGAGCAAUCAGAUAAUAGCGAAAUGAAGAAGUUCUCGGCACCCCAGCGAAGACUUCAACGGCAAUAUUUCAAAGCUUUGGUUGUUCAAUGCGUUGGACCAACAGUUUUUUUGAUAAUCCCGGCUGGACCCGUUCUGUUAACACUCAUGUUUUCACAAAUGAUUAAUUUCGAUUAUCCGUCUGGGUGGCUAUUUUCGACAAUUUGGUUGUACCCACCAUUUGACAGUAUAUCUUUUAUGAUUAUUGUAACAGAUUACAGGAAAAUAAUAAAGAAAAAGUUUAAAUUCCUAUUUGCAAGAAAAUCCAAGUCAGCUGUCGUCAAUUUGGAGGAUCUUCCAAGAACUUAA
Molecule: messenger RNA, 948 nt
Organism: Caenorhabditis briggsae
Lineage: Eukaryota; Metazoa; Nematoda; Chromadorea; Rhabditida; Rhabditidae
Exons: 4
Coding region: 1-948 (315 amino acids)
Source: RefSeq, a predicted model, not a curated record